UAUACACUUUUCAGAAAGAGUACUACCUACUAAGUAAAUUAGAAAAAGAAAGAAUAGGAAGAGAGCAAUCUUGAAAGGAAUUGAUGAUAAGUUGGUUGAAACCUAUAGCAAAGAUACACACAUCGUUACACAAUAACAACCACAAAUAGAAAGGCGUGUGAUAAAUCAUGAAGAAAGAGUAGGAGUAAAGUGAUAACCAUGUUAACCACGUUUCUUUUAUUCCCUUUUUACCCCUCUCGACUCACUCUCGCUACUAUUCUUGUGCUUCUGCUUGCGCCGUCCGCCGAUUUUUCCUUGAUUAUCACGUGCAUCAUUCUCCUCACCAAAUUAGUUUAACCAUUUUCUCUUUUUUUUUUUUUUUUUUUUCCCUUUUUAUAAUUUAAUAUCCCAACUCACACCAAAUUGGCAAAUUCCAUUUUCUCUCUCCACCCUUCCUAUAUAUAUAUAAACCACUUUCUUUCCUCUGUCUCAAUAAAACAGAGAAAAUUUGUGAUUUUUUUUAUUAAAACAAAAAAAAAAAAAAUCCAAUGGAGUGGGUUAGAGGUGAAAUUAUAGGAAGAGGAAGUUUUGGUACAGUGAAUUUAGCAAUACCCAAAUCAAAUUCAACCCAAUACGUCGUUAAAUCGGCUCAAGUUUCGAAUUCUUUCUCGCUAAAAAGCGAGAAAGAAAUUCUUUCCGAAUUGAGUAUUAUCAGUCAUCCAAACAUCGUUCGAUGUUUGGGUGAUUCUUUAAGUCUUGAGAGUGGUACCCAAUACUACAACCUUUUCUUAGAGUACGCUAGUAAAGGAAGUUUAGCUGAUCAGCUAAAACUUUCCGGUGGAAAAUUCGAACUCUCCGAAGUCAAAAACUACGCUAAAUCAAUCUUGAAGGGAUUGAGUCAUCUUCAUGAAAGCGGAAUUGUUCAUUGUGAUAUAAAGCUUCAAAAUAUCCUUGUUUUCGAAGACGGUACCGCGAAAAUUGCAGAUUUUGGAUUAGCAAAGAAGGUUUCAAAUGAAGUUGGGGGUAAUCAAUUACGAGGAACACCACUUUACAUGUCGCCGGAAAUUGUCGCCGGCGGGAAGGUUGAGUCGCCGGCGGAUGUUUGGGCACUUGGUUGUGCUGUUGUUGAGAUGGUGACGGGUAAACCGGCGUGGGAUAUUUCGCCGGAAAGUGACGUUAGCGCUUUGCUUUACCGGAUUGCGAUUGGCGGGGAAUCACCGAAGAUUCCCGGGAAUUUAUGCUCUGAAGGAAGAGAUUUUAUUGAAAAGUGUUUUGUUAAAAAUCCCAAUGAGAGAUGGACGGCUCAGAUGUUGUUGGAUCAUCCAUUUGUUUCCGGGUUAAAAGAGGAAGAUCAACGGCCUACGGUGUCUCCUAGAUGCCCAUUUGAGUUCCCGGAUUGGCAAUCGGGUUCGGGUUCGGACUCGGAAUCGGUUUCUUCAUUUGGUUUUUCUGAGGAAUCAUGGUGCCCAACUUGGAGUCCUGUUUCACGUCAAUUGGAAGAGCAAUUGGUUUCUGAUCGGAUACCCAAUUGGGGUGAUUCCAAUGAUUGGAUUAUCGUUAGAUAAUUUUUUUAGUCAACAUUUUAGGACUUUUUUAGGUUUAAUAUUUUGUUAGAACAUGAGCCAUCGAUCAUGUUUUUUUAUUUGAUCGUAUGGCAACAAAUUCUUUCAUUGUUAUAUUGUACAGUAUUCGCUACACUAGUUAAUUGAAAGGAAAAAAAAAAAAAAACACUAGAGUUUCA
Chenopodium quinoa (quinoa) is the source of this 1720-nucleotide messenger RNA. Its product is annotated as mitogen-activated protein kinase kinase kinase 17-like. Gene Ontology annotation, biological process: protein phosphorylation. Bases 528 to 1544 code for a protein of 338 amino acids. Gene Ontology annotation, molecular function: ATP binding; protein kinase activity. The record is from RefSeq and is a predicted model, not a curated record. Lineage: Eukaryota; Viridiplantae; Streptophyta; Magnoliopsida; Caryophyllales; Amaranthaceae. The transcript has a single exon.